CUCUAGACACCGGAGCUUCGCUGAUUCUCUGUGGCGCGCCCGACGCCUACUUGGCCACCAUAGAGUUGGGUGCGCUCAGCGCCAAGUUUGGAUUUGCAGGUGGAUCAUGACGCGGUUGCCAAAGCUUGCGGUUUUUGAUCUAGAUUACACGCUCUGGCCUUUCUGGGUUGAUACACACGUAGACCCCCCAUUCCACAAGAGCAGCGAUGGAACUAUACGAGAUAGGCGGGGCCAGAACAUCCAGUUAUACCCGGAGGUGCCCGAGGUCUUGGGAAGAUUGCAGAGCCUUGGAGUGCCUGUGGCCGCUGCUUCCCGGACAGGUGAGGUCCAAGGUGCCAACCAACUCCUGGAGCUCUUUGACCUUGGCAAGCACUUUAUUCAUCGGGAAAUCUACCCAGGCAGCAAAGUCACACACUUUGAGAGGUUGCACCACAAGACUGGAGUUCCUUUCUCUCAGAUGGUCUUCUUUGAUGAUGAGAAUCGGAAUAUCAUAGAUGUUGGCAAACUUGGCGUUACCUGCAUUCACAUCCAGAAUGGAAUGAGCCUUCAAGUGUUAACUCAAGGACUAGAGACAUUUGCAAAGGCCCAAGAUGGACUCUGAGGUCCAACCGUGUGGAUAAGCCUCAUCUGCAGUGUAAAACUAAAAUGAAGAAAGCCUUGUCAGGAGCACUUGUAAUGUAUUAAAGUGUCCGCGUGUGACAGUCAGGGUUUUACCACAGUA
Apodemus sylvaticus (European woodmouse) is the source of this 721-nucleotide messenger RNA. It is a transcript of the gene Mdp1, whose product is annotated as magnesium dependent phosphatase 1. Gene Ontology annotation, molecular function: acid phosphatase activity. Lineage: Eukaryota; Metazoa; Chordata; Mammalia; Rodentia; Muridae. The record is from RefSeq and is a predicted model, not a curated record. The transcript is spliced from 6 exons. The coding region runs from base 107 to 601 and encodes 164 amino acids.